AUGCAUCUCCUCCACCACCACCACCGCCACCGCCAUUCUCCAUUCCCAGACCACAAGAAAAUGAGCACAAAAAGAAGCCACUCUUGUGUAAUUUCAUGCAAGAUUCUCCCACCUCGACCUCAACCUCCUAACCUGCUACUGCAAAAACAGUCGACGUCAUCAUCUCCUCCCUUCUCAUUAUUAACUCCAUUUUCCCCUCCCCAUUUGAAUCCCCUUCAGAGAAUUGCAGCCGCAGCCCUCGACUUACUCGAAACCUUCAUUCUCAUCAAACUGGAAAGGAAUCAAAUAACCGUAAGCCCCACGAUCGAUCCAGCGGUUCAGCUCGCCGGAAACUUCGCGCCGGUCCAGGAAUGCCCGGUCCGCCACGAUCUCCAAGUUGUGGGAACCAUUCCCAAGACUCUCCAAGGCGUGUACCUCAGGAACGGCGGAAACCCCUUUCUCCCACCCACCGGCGGGCAUCACUUGUUCGACGGGGACAGCAUGAUCCAUGCUCUCACUCUCAACCCCACGAACCGGGCGACCUACGCUUGCCGGUUCACUCGAACGAACCGGCUGAUUGCUGAGGCCGGUUUGGGGAGGAACAUUUUCCUCAAGCCCAUCGGCGAGCUACGUGGCCAUUUAGGGUUGGCUCGGCUGGCCCUCUUCGGCGCACGUGCUAUGGUUGGGCUUGUGGACGAGUCGAACGGCGUCGGCUUGGCUAACGCCGGCUUGGUAUACUUUAACGGUCGGAUUCUCGCAAUGUCCGAAGAAGACCUUCCCUACAUAGUCCGUGUUGGCGAAGAUGGUGAUCUUGAGACGAUCCAACGGUACGAUUUCGACGGACAGAUCAAUGAUAAAUCCCUAAUUGCACAUCCCAAGGUGGAUCCCGAAACUGGGGAUUUCUACACUCUGAGCUACAAUGUUCUUACAAAGCCAUAUCUUAAAUUCUUCAAAUUCAGCAAAUGGGGGGAGAAGGCACGUGAGAUAGAGAUUUCCCUCCCGCAUCCCACAAUGGUUCACGACUUUGCCAUCUCAGAAAGUCACGUGAUCAUCCCGGAUCAUCAAAUUGUAUUCAAGCUAUCGGAGAUGCUACGCGGCGGGCCGCCAUUGAUGUACGAGCCAAGCAAAGUUGCAAGAUUUGGUGUCCUCCCCAAAAAUGCAGCUGAUGAAUCGAUGAUGCAAUGGAUACAAGUGCCCGGUUGCUUUUGCUUUCAUAUGUACAAUGCGUGGGAAGAGUACAACAAGCAAGGCCACAAGAUCAUCGUGGUGAUCUCGUCGCGCAUGACACCUCCCGAUUCCAUCUUUUCGGAUGGCUCCGAUGAACCUCUGAAAACUGAAUUGUGUGAGAUUAGGUUAAACUUAGCAACAAAUGAGUCGGCACAUAGGGUUAUUGUGGGCGGAAUGAAUCUGGAAGGAGGACAAGUAGAGAAACGGGUAGUUGGGAAGAAAGCUCGAUAUGUGUACUUGGCAAUAGCUGAUCCGUGGCCUAAGUGUAGUGGAAUUGCUAGGGUCGAUUUGAGCAGCGGUGAGGUGACAAAAUAUUUAUAUGGGGAGGGAAAGUAUGGGGGAGAGCCGUGCGUUGCGGGGGGAGACGGAGAUGGAGAUGGAGAUGAAGGGUAUGUUAUGAGUUUUGUGAGGGAUGAAGAGAUGGAAACAUCAGAGUUUGUGAUUGUCAAGGCUUCCACAAUGGAACAAGUUGCUCUCAUUAAGCUGCCUGCAAGAGUUCCCUAUGGCUUCCAUGGCACAUUUAUUACUUCUCAAGAAUUAAGUAAACAAGCAUUUGCUUGA
Andrographis paniculata is the source of this 1767-nucleotide messenger RNA. Its product is annotated as 9-cis-epoxycarotenoid dioxygenase NCED6, chloroplastic. Gene Ontology annotation, biological process: carotene catabolic process. The coding region runs from base 1 to 1767 and encodes 588 amino acids. The record is from RefSeq and is a predicted model, not a curated record. Gene Ontology annotation, cellular component: chloroplast stroma. Lineage: Eukaryota; Viridiplantae; Streptophyta; Magnoliopsida; Lamiales; Acanthaceae. The transcript has a single exon. Gene Ontology annotation, molecular function: carotenoid dioxygenase activity.